Molecule: messenger RNA, 1059 nt
Organism: Nanorana parkeri
Lineage: Eukaryota; Metazoa; Chordata; Amphibia; Anura; Dicroglossidae
Product: neurexin-3-like
Exons: 3
Coding region: 211-1059 (282 amino acids)
Source: RefSeq, a predicted model, not a curated record
AGUCUGUAGGAGAGACCCGCGGAGGACCCGGAACGGUUUCUGCACAUCACGAGUGACUGUGAGAGAACACUGUUCAUAUGAAGCGUGGUCUGGGCGGCCGCACAAUAGCGUGUUCCCGCUCUCUUCUCUGAGAUCCUGGAUCUUCCUCCCCUUCCUUCUCUCUUCCCCGCACUUCCUCUUCCAGGUUCCUCCUCUGCCCCGCGGACCACCAUGUCCUCCUCCUCCGGCCUCCACUCGCUCGCGUUCACUUUCAGCCUCAGUUUCCUCCUGGCCUCCAUCUUAGGCCUCAGCCUGGGACUUGAGUUCAUGGGCCUGUCCAACCAGUGGGCCCGCUACCUGCGCUGGGACGCCAGCACCCGCAGCGACCUCAGCUUCCAGCUCCGGACCAACGUCUCCAGCGGCCUCCUCCUUUACUUUGACGACGGCGGCAUCUGCGACUUCCUGUGCCUGUCCCUGGCGGACGGCCGGGUCCGGCUGCAGUUCAGCAUCGACUGCGCGGAGACCGCGGUGCUGGCCGACAAGGCGGUGGACGACGGCGGUUGGCACUUCGUGACGGUGAGCCGCGAUAGGCUGAGGACCACGCUGGUUCUGGACGGAGAAGGCAAACCCGGGGAGGUGCGACCGCAGCGGCAGCACAUGAAUAUCGUCAGCGACCUCUUCCUGGGGGGCGUUCCCGGGGACAUCCGCUCCGACGCCCUGACCCUCGGCGCCGUCCGCGACAUUCCCAACUUCUCCGGAUUGUUACAUGACCUGAAGUAUGGCAACUCCGAGCCCCGGCUGCUGGGAAGUCAAGGCGUCCGCCUGGACCAGGAGGGUCUGUGCAUGGAGAACCCUUGUGAAAAUGGAGGCGCCUGUCUCCUGCUGGACGGUGAGCCCACCUGCGACUGCACGGCGACCGGAUACGUGGGCAAGUUCUGCUCCAACUUAGAUGCCAAUGACCUGCCAGGGCUGGCCCAUAUCAUGAUGGAGGACCAAGGUACGCUCCCUACCUCCCCCGUCUGGUCCCAUCGCUCUCCAUCUCUCACACCUCUUCCUUGUGUUUGCUGUGUUGCUGUGUGA